AUGUUUGUCAUGUUACCUCUCUGUGUCCCAUCUUGUUUCUAUUUCCUUUUGUUUGUUGUUUUUUUUUUUCUUUCUUUCUUUCUUUCUUUCUUUCUUUCUUUCUUUCUUUCUAUUAGCUUUUGUUUAUUUCUUUUUCCUUUUCUUUAUUUCUUUCUUUCUAUUUCCUUUUCAUUCUUUUUUGUUCUUUCUUUCUCUUUCUUUUUCCUUUUCUUUAUUUCUUUCUUUCUAUUUCCUUUUCAUUCUUUUUUGUUCUUUCUUUCUUUCUUUCUUUCUUUCUUUCUUUCUAUUUCCUUUUCAUUCUUUUUUGUUCUUUCUUUCUUUCUCUUUCUUUUUCCUUUUCUUUAUUUCUUUCUUUCUAUUUCCUUUUCAUUCUUUUUUGUUCUUUCUUUCUUUCUUUCUUUCUUUCUUCCUUUUUUCAUUCUUUUUUGUUUUUCUUUCUUUCUUUCUUUUUUUCUUUCUUUUUCUUUUCUAUUUCCUUUUUUUCUUUUUUAUUUCUUUCUUUCUUUCUUUCUUUCUUUCUUUCUUUCUUUUUUCUUUCUUUCUUUCUAUUUCCUUUUCAUUCUUUUUUGUUCUUUCUUUCUUUCUUUUUUCUUUCUUUCUUUCUAUUUCCUUUUCAUUCUUUUUUGUUCUUUCUUUCUUUCUUUCUUUCUUUUUUCUUUCUUUCUUUUUUCUUUCUUUCUUUCUAUUUCCUUUUCAUUCUUUUUUGUUCUUUCUUUCUUUUCUUUUCUUUCUUUCUUUUCUUUCUUUUUCUAUUUCCUUUUCAUUCUUUUUUGUUUUUCUUUCUUUUUUCUUUCUUUUUCUUUCUUUCUUUCUUUUUCUUUCUUUCUUUCUAUUUCCUUUUCAUUCUUUUUUGUUCUUUCUUUCUUUCUUUCUUUCUUUUUUUUUUCUUUCUUUCUAUUUCCUUUUCAUUCUUUUUUGUUCUUUCUUUCUUUCUUUUUCUUUUGCCUUUUCUUUAUUUAUUUCUUUAUAUUUCAUUUUCUUUCUUUCUUUUACACACGCAUACAGGCACCUCUCUCAUGCACUCUGCACACAAACACGCGCAUUUUUUUUAUUUUUCCCGACAUGCCUCUCUUCCUCUCACCCGUUUUUAUCUCUUAUACAUAUGCAAAGAGGUUAAGCCAGUUCUUUCGUUCAUUUGGUAAGGCAUCAGGUGGCUGUAGCAUCGACAGUCAGUAUCUAUUCACUGACACACCCAUAAGCCUCCUAACCUACCACAGACCCAUCUCCUUUUCCUCCACUAACCGCUCCCCUCCUCGACUCGGUUGCCAGGCAACUAAUGAGGCUUUUUGGAAGGAACUUAAAAAGGAGAGUCUUUUCAUAUCUAUCUAUCUAUCUAUCUAUCUAUCUAUCUAUCUAUCUAUCUAUGUCUGCCCAAUAUCUAUCUAUCUAUCUAUCUAUCUCUGA
Molecule: messenger RNA, 1404 nt
Organism: Acanthosepion pharaonis
Lineage: Eukaryota; Metazoa; Mollusca; Cephalopoda; Sepiida; Sepiidae
Source: the annotation of a GenBank genome assembly